Molecule: messenger RNA, 768 nt
Organism: Arabidopsis arenosa
Lineage: Eukaryota; Viridiplantae; Streptophyta; Magnoliopsida; Brassicales; Brassicaceae
Source: the annotation of a GenBank genome assembly
CUCAUAACUUGACAAUUCCUAGACUCAUGGAAAUGAGACGUGAUCAUUUCCCUGAGGUGUUGUUUUUGAUGGAAACAAAAAAUUGCAGAAAUGUUUUAGUGGACUUGCAAGAAUGGUUAGGGUACGAGAGGGUUUUUACUGUGAAUCCUUUAGGACUCAGUGGCGGAUUGGCGCUUUUUUGGAAGAAGGGUGUAGAUAUUGAAGUUAAGUAUGCGGAUAAGAACCUUAUAGACUUUCACAUUCAGUUUGGUUCUUCGGAGUUCUUUGUUUCUAGGGUUUAUGGAGCUCCUGUGUAUAGUGACAGACUUUUGGUUUGGGAAAGAAUCUCCAGGAUUGGGAUUCACAGAAAGGAAGCUUGGUGUAUGUUUGGGGAUUUUAAUGCAAUUCUGAAUAAUGGAGAGAAGCUCGGAGGUCCAAGACGUGGAGAUGCCUCUUUUUUACCUUUCAAGGAGAUGCUGGAUACUUGUGAUAUGGCUGAGUUACCAAGUAAAGGAAAUCCCUUUACUUGGGGUGGCAAGAGAGGAACAUUAUGGAUUCAAAGCAAACUUGAUCGUUGUUUUGGAUUUCGUCAACUAGAGUGGAGUAUAGGGGCAACUUCAGGUUUGACAAGAGACUCUUUAAUCAGCCCAAUGUCAAAGAGUCAAUUCUACAUGCUUGGAAUGGGAAUGGUAAUCAUCAGAAUGUUCCACUGUUGACUAUGGAGAAACUCAAAAGAUGCAGAACUGCCCUUAGUAGAUGGAAAAAGGAAAAUAAUUUGAACUCUUUGAC